UAAAGCAUGAGAAUGAUCAUCCUCUUUCUCUGAGUUCCUUCCCUCCUCCUUAUUCUCUCUCCUCCACUUUUAAUUAAAACCUUUUGAAUUUUUAUUUAAUAGAAAUUUAAGGAAGAGAUAACUAGGAAAUUAAAGAGGAGGGAAAAAUAAAAUAAAAUAAAAAUAAAAUGGGAAGAGCUCCUUGUUGCUCUAAAGUUGGGUUGCAUAGAGGUCCAUGGACUACUCGAGAAGACGCCUUGCUAAUCAAAUACAUUGAAGCUCAUGGUGAAGGACAAUGGAGAUCUAUGCCUAAGAAAGCUGGACUUCUAAGAUGCGGAAAGAGUUGUAGAUUGAGAUGGAUGAACUACUUGAGGCCCGAUAUUAAACGAGGCAAUAUUACACCCGAAGAAGAUGACCUUAUUAUAAGGUUACAUGCCUUAUUAGGCAAUAGAUGGUCUCUUAUUGCUGGAAGGUUACCUGGUAGAACUGAUAAUGAAAUAAAAAACUAUUGGAACACCCAUUUAAGCAAGAAACUUCGGAGCCAAGGUACCGACCCGAAUACCCAUAAGAAACUAUCUGAAUCGGAGUUGGAAAAACUAGCUAAGAAUUGUAACAGAAAAAGAUGUAAACAUACUAAGAGAUGUAUGAAAACCCGAAAACUUGAGGGUGAUGAAGUGAUCGUGGAUAGAAUUACCAAGAUCCAUUUACCCAAACCCGUUAGGGUUAAGCCCGUUAUUUCAAUGACAAGAAAUUAUAGCAAUACAAGUUUAGAAACUAAUAAUUUGAGUCUUCAUACUACAAGUGCAUCUUAUAGAUUGUCAACAGAUGAAUCGGAAGAUAAUAUCAUUUUGAACAUGCCAUCAUGGUUAGAUAAUAAUGUCAGCUUGGAAACUAAUAAUGGAGUUGAUGAUGAUGAUCAUCUAAUGAUGAUGACGAUCGGGUCGUCGUCGGGCCGUGAUCAAGAUGAAGUAGUGACCGUACAAGAUAACAAUAAUCAGCAGCUUGAGAAGCUUUAUGAGGAGUAUUUACAGCUUAUCAAGGUGGACCAUGAUCAUGAUCAUGAUCAUUAUCAUGAUGGUGACGUUGAUGAUGGUGAAGCUGAAUUAGAUUCGUUCACUGAAUCUUUUCUCAUCUAGUUGAGGAUACAAAACGGGUUUGGAUAUACCGACUUUUACAAAAGGUGGGUAGUAGUUUCAUUUCAUAUCAGACAUCGUGACUUAUCGAAAUUGGUUUGGGAAAGGGAGAAAUCAUUAAUUAAAAAGAAGUAGACUUUUUUUUUUUUUAAUGAUGUGGGAGUUAAAUUAAUUGAUGCAUGGCAGUGCUGGCUAGAUUUAGAUGUGCUAAUCUUACUUUCUUAAUUAGGGCCCUUAACUUCUUCUUAAGAGUUACUCCGUAAUAAUCUUUUUUUAAAAAUGAUUGUAUUAAAUGUGCAAUUUGUGUAAUAUGGGUAUAAUAAUAAGAUCGAGUACAUUUUAAAUGUA
This is a messenger RNA of Spinacia oleracea (spinach), 1460 nucleotides long. RefSeq names its product myb-related protein 308-like. NCBI's taxonomy places the organism in Eukaryota, Viridiplantae, Streptophyta, Magnoliopsida, Caryophyllales, Amaranthaceae. The record is from RefSeq and is a predicted model, not a curated record. The transcript has 2 exons. The coding region runs from base 168 to 1115 and encodes 315 amino acids.